This is a messenger RNA of Bombus impatiens (common eastern bumble bee), 2622 nucleotides long. RefSeq names its product importin subunit alpha-7 (gene Kap-alpha1). Gene Ontology annotation, molecular function: nuclear import signal receptor activity; protein binding. The record is from RefSeq and is a predicted model, not a curated record. The transcript has 8 exons. Bases 189 to 1784 code for a protein of 531 amino acids. Lineage: Eukaryota; Metazoa; Arthropoda; Insecta; Hymenoptera; Apidae. Gene Ontology annotation, cellular component: cytoplasm; nucleus; nucleoplasm. Gene Ontology annotation, biological process: NLS-bearing protein import into nucleus.
GUUCGAAUGGACCUAUCAGCGUUUCGCAAGCAAGACCCGUGAUUCCUUGCGCGUUGGAGUUCAGAUCAAGGAUUUCUGAUCGGUCGUCGUAGUUUGAGGAGGUGAAAAAAAGUGUGGAGGUGCUUUUAUUCGAUAUUCUUUAUGAAAUCUUACAUUUAACGGUUGGCUCCUGAAUUUCUUUCGCAGCCAUGUCAGCCGCAACUACACAUAAAUAUCGUUACAAAAAUGUGGGCUUGGACUCCCAAGAACUAAGACGACGUAGAGAAGAGGAAGGCGUUCAAUUAAGAAAACAGAAAAGAGAACAACAGUUAUCGAAGAGGCGCAAUGUUCCUAACAUAGUUACUGUUGAUGAUGAUAAUGUUACAGCAAAUGAAUCUGCUUUUGCAGCACCACAAUCAAAAACCGCCAUUAUGGUACUUGAAAUGGUGCAAGAAUUGUAUAGUCCUAAUCCGGAAGAUCAAUUGGUUGCUACACAAAAAUUUAGAAAAAUGUUGUCUAGGGAACCAAAUCCACCGAUAGAUGAAGUUGUAAAAACUGGAAUUGUACCUAAAUUUGUUGAAUUCUUGCAGAACAAUGCAAACUGUACGCUACAGUUUGAAGCUGCUUGGGCUCUAACAAAUAUAGCAAGUGGAACGUCUCAACAAACACGUGUAGUAGUGGAUGCGGGAGCUGUACCUAUCUUCAUAUCAUUACUUGGUUCGGAAUAUGAAGAUGUACAAGAACAAGCAGUUUGGGCAUUGGGUAAUAUUGCAGGAGAUAGUGCUGAGUGUAGAGAUCACGUAUUAGACAAUGGAAUCCUCACACCUCUUCUGCAAUUACUUUCUAAAGCAACGCGUUUAUCGAUGACACGUAAUGCGGUGUGGGCAUUAUCGAAUCUUUGUCGAGGCAAGAGUCCACCACCAGAAUUCACGAAAGUCGCACCGUGUUUACCAGUUUUAGCUCAUUUUCUUAAUCAUACCGAUGGUGAUGUUCUAGCGGAUGCUUGUUGGGCUCUUUCCUAUUUAAGCGAUGGACCGAAUGAAAAAAUUCAAGCAGUUAUCGAUGCAGGUGUUUGCAGACGUUUGGUAGAGUUACUCAUGCAUCAGCAGGAAAAUGUAAUCAGCGCGGCGCUUCGAGCAGUGGGUAAUAUAGUUACAGGGGACGACGUACAAACACAAAUCGUUCUUAAUUGUUCUGCGUUGCAAUGUUUGUAUCAUCUAUUGAAUUUGUCACUAGAAAGUAUUCGCAAAGAAGCUUGUUGGACUAUCUCUAAUAUUACAGCAGGAAAUCCUCAGCAAAUUCAAGCUGUCAUCGAUGCCGGUAUAUUUCCCGUCCUAAUUGAUAUUUUAACGAAAGCUGAAUUUAAGAUUCGAAAAGAAGCAGCAUGGGCAAUCACCAACGCUACAAGCGGUGGUGCACCUGAACAAAUACGUUAUAUCGUUGUUGAAGGAUGUAUUCCGCCGUUGUGCAAUUUGUUAACGGUAAUGGAUCCUAAGAUCGUUCAAGUUGCAUUAAGUGGAUUGGAAAAUAUCUUACGUGUAGGAGAACAAGAUGCUGCCACGAAUAAUGGUAUCAAUCAUUAUGCGGUACAAGUUGAGGAAUGUUUCGGCCUAAAUAAAAUAGAAUUUUUGCAAUCUCAUCAAAAUAUAGACAUCUAUCAGAAGGCCUUCGACAUAAUUGAACGAUAUUUUGGAUCUGAAGAAGAAGAUACUCGAGUCGUACCGACUAUUGACGCGCAAGGACAACAGUUCCAAUUUAGAGCGCCCGAUUCAUCUCAGCUACCAGUCGAGGGUUUUGAAUUUUAAUCGACUAGUUUUAACGAGAGCUCCGAUUGUACCAGCCGAUUCAACCUUGUUUCGUUCGUUGUGUUUACAACUAUUUUUCCUGAAAAGGACAUUUCCAAAAUGGAAGAAAAAAGUUCAGUCAGAUACAAAACAGUGGUAUAACUACUACGUAUAUUUUGAAUUCGUUUGUAUCGGUCAGAAUAUCAGUAAAAACAAAUCUCGAAGUGAUCAGUUUUUUGCUCGACGAUAAAGAUGAGUAAAAUGUUUAUACACAGUUAUUUUAAGUGGUUUUCUCUUAUUAUUUUAGCUACACCAUAUGCAUCGUUCUAAGUUUACUACAAAAAUGCGAUUGUGUUUAUUACGAACCUAUGUCGAAUUGUGACAAUUCUUUUAGCUGUUAAGCUUUGAAGCAAUUCGGAUAGAUUCGUAUGUUCGACCUCAUAACAUAAACCAUAUUUAGUAUGAAACGUUUAGUUUAUUGGAAUUAACAAAGUAAACAUCUUAGUGCUUAAGUAGAAACAAAUAAUUACGGAAACAAUGAUCAGGACAAUUUACUACUGAAGUAACAUAUUUCAAACGACGUACGACUGACUCAGAAUUACGAAAAACUUGCACAACUAGCAAGACAUUAAUGACUGAAGUACGCGACUACGUAGCCAACACGGACAACUUUAUGCAACGCGUUACUCACAUCCUUACUAUAUUAGGUAGGAAACAUGACCAAUUAAACUUUUUUACUGUAAAUACGUAUCUUGUAAUUUUAAGGCCAUUUUAUACAGAAUGUCCUUAAGAAAAAAAGUAACAUUUAUGUCAGAUUAAUGUGAUUCUAUUCUUUGAAAAUACAUUAUAUAUAAAUGCA